Acanthosepion pharaonis is the source of this 888-nucleotide messenger RNA. The record is from the annotation of a GenBank genome assembly. Lineage: Eukaryota; Metazoa; Mollusca; Cephalopoda; Sepiida; Sepiidae.
AUGAUAUGCGAGGCUAGCCUGCUACCCAUUGCUUUAUGGCAGACCCUCGAUCUCUUUGCCUAUCUAUCUAGAAAAACUGCUUCCUCCACACAGAUUUGGAAUUUCAAUAGCAGCGAUUAUUACAAGCAAAAACCGAUUGUGUGUGAUGGAGUUGCGUGGGUGGUGGGGGAUGCAGAGAACGAAACACUUGUGACAGUACGGGCCUUGCAACGCGCCUCGACGCGUCAGGGGCGGGAUCUCGAGGCUAGCUCACGCGAGACGUCAAUAUAUCUGGACCCAGCGGACUCAAAUUUCCGCUCGUGGUGCUGGAAAGGGCGUAGAGUAGUUGGGUGGGUCGGAUUUUACCCACCGCUCCUGGCCGGCCCUCCUUCCACGCGUUCAUCUAUUCGAGGGACAAACUCACAUAUACUUUCUUCUUCCUCUUCACUUUCAUCACACGCUCUCUCUCUCUCUUUCUCUAUCUCUCUCUUUCUCUAUCUCUCUAUCUCUCUUUCUCUCUCCCCAACAUUUUGCUUUCUUACUUCUCUCUCUUUUCGUUCCUCUGUCUUUGAACACAUCGUGAUAUCUAUUAGUCUUGAUCUUUUCAUGUAUUUAUUCGUCAGUUUAUCUAUCUAUCUAUCUAUCUAUCUAUCUAUCUAUCUAUCUCAUUGUUUUCAUAGCUAUCCUAGUCUAGAGAUAAGUAACCAAAAUCAUUCCUUUCUAUCUAUCUAUCUAUCUAUCUAUCUAUCUAUCUAUCUAUCUGUGUCAAUUUGUUCAUUAUCUAUCUGUUGCGUUGUCUUCGUAUCUAUUUACGAUUUCUAUCUGUCUAUAGAUAGAAAUUUACAAAUAUAUGAGCAAACUGAAGUUUAUAUCAAUUUGAUUCAUAUCUACCUGUUUCUCUAUCUAUAG